Molecule: messenger RNA, 5937 nt
Organism: Magallana angulata
Lineage: Eukaryota; Metazoa; Mollusca; Bivalvia; Ostreida; Ostreidae
Product: adenylate cyclase type 10-like
Exons: 32
Coding region: 702-5882 (1726 amino acids)
Biological process (GO): cyclic nucleotide biosynthetic process; intracellular signal transduction
Cellular component (GO): cytoplasm
Molecular function (GO): adenylate cyclase activity
Source: RefSeq, a predicted model, not a curated record
GAAAUAGAUAAAAUGGGCCAAAUUUCGGAAUUCACGAUUUCUUAAAACAAGAGAUUGUUUUGUACGUGUUCACUACACAAUUAAUCAGCGGACUCAGCUAUUUUUUGAGCGGCUCGGGGCUGUAUAAUGGGUGGUGAAGCCCCUGCGGUCAGCGAAAAGGAGAGAGAAAUGGAUGACGCUUCGCUGUGUCCUGUAGGGUCCUCUAUAAAUAUACAAUGCGCCUGAUGCAGACCCAUGCGCAUAUAGGUCAUAUAUACGUAUUAGGUGUUUCAAAUACUCAACUGCUCAAUCAAGAUUAAUGUGGAUUUUAUAAAAAAAAAUUCAAGGAAAGGAAGUGUUCUAUAUAGCUACGGAUAUUGAUGGAUUGAAUUUUACAUUCAAAACAAAAAGUUACGCAGUGUUUGCCUUGAAAAUUAAAAAUCCAGAUCAAAAAGUUACCAUCGAUCUACAACUGUUUGCUAGGUAGCUAUGUAGUAGAGGACAAGAUUAAGGGAUUUGGAGUUGUCUGUACUUGUAAAUAAAACCUGAUGUUUCCAUAGUUAAUUAAGCACCCCUUCAAGAAUUUACUCAAGGACUUCAUGGGAUUCGCCUACUGAUUUCAAAUGACCUUUUUAAAUACUGUGUUGUUUUAUUGCCUUCGCUGACAGCGUGCGGUUUAGGGAUCCAAGUUCUCGGUUUAUGUGAUAUAUAGGUCUACAUGUAUGGAAGACUCCCUAGAUAAUUCAGAUCGGAAAGGCACCCCUAAGAUAAUUCAGUUGAUCAGACAAGCCCAGGGACUAGCGCCUAACCCAGAGGAAGAAUCGGCCCUCAAAAAGCUGACCCCGCACGUGCCUGGCAUUGUCACGUUCGCCAAUCACUCACGUGCACUGCCAUGGACAACUUCCUACACAACAGUGCUGAUGUUUGCCGACAUUUCAGGUUUCACCGCAAUUUGCGAGAAAUAUGGUGCCAUGCAGAAUGCGGGAAUCGACCAAUUAACCAAAACGCUGAAUGAUUACUUGGGAGAAAUAGUGGAGAAUAUCUUAUCAUCGGAGGGGGAUGUCCUGAAAUUUGCAGGCGAUGCUAUUCUUGCUGUGUGGAGAGUUAACGAUGACACCGAAUUGAAUGCUACCGUGGAUCAAGUGGUCAAGUGCUGUCUAAACAUCCAGGACAGAUGUGGCGCCUGGGAGACCGAUAUAGGGGUCACUCUCACCGUCAAAAUGGGUGUAUCAGCCGGAGAAAUGUCCGUGACAUUCCUUGGUAAUGACGAGUAUAGGGUGUACGUGGAACUAGGACCAGCCAUCCGUGAAGUCAACGAAGCGGAACACCUCUGUAGGGCGGGUCACAUCGUUCUCUCCCCCACGGCCUGGGAACUGUGCACACAGAGUCUCUACAACCACGAACUACUCGAAGACCAACAGCAUGCAAGGAUUCUUUCAUUUUGGAGGCCACGAAGGUCAAGCCGAGCGGAAACGCAAAGAGACGGGCCACUGUGGUUCAUGCGCAGGAGAAAAAUGGGCGGAGACUGGGGCGUAGCUAUCACCGGUAUCACAGCAGCCACCGCCUUUUCUGAGGGCGCGUCAAAGUCAUUGUUCACCAAACCAAUCCCCAUCGUCAAUGACGCAAGCACUUCCAAGAGCAAUGAUGACGAAACAAGCAACGAGGACACAAGCCCCGCCCCUACUGCGUCAUCAAGUCGGAGACACUCGGAACCAGUUCACCGUACAAUAUACGAGAACGGCGAGGAAAGUCACGCUCGACCGGGACGGCCAAAAAUGGGUCUUAACAAGUUGCGCAGUGUUGUAAAAACUGUAAAAGAGAUGCGAUUGGAUGAAUGUCUACGCUUAUAUAUUCUACAUCCAGUGUUGAAAAAGCUGGAUGACAAUCAGCCAUUGGAGUACUUAUCUGAAAUGAGAAACGUCACAGUGGUUUUCAUGAACUUGAUUCUGAAGGAAGAGCAAGACACUACCAAGCUACUACAGGACGUGUUCGAAGUGGUUUACCGCCAGUCCAAAGUCAUGCACGGUUGUUUGAAUAAAGUGUUCUUCUUUGACAAGGGCUGCACUUUCCUUUUAAUAUUUGGACUUCCUGGGUACAAACAUGAAAAAGAUUGUGCGCAUGCUCUAAUAUGUUCACAUAAAAUGAAGAGUAUUUUGGACAAACUAGCUGGAGUCAGUUCUGUGUCUAUUGGCGUGACAACAGGAGGGACAUUCUGCGGGGUAGUCGGAAACAAAAAUCGUCACGAAUACUCAGUCAUCGGAAGAAAGGUAAACAUGGCGGCGCGGCUGAUGAUGCACUACCCUAACAAGGUCACCUGUGGGGAGCGGACCUUCCAGCAGUCCCGCCUCCCCGCCAUCAACUUCCGGGUUCUGGGGGCCAAAAGGAUGAAGGGCCUACAGAACGUGGGGGUCAUCAGAGAAUACGUGGAGUCGUCGGAAACCUCCACCCAGGCCGUGGCAAAGAUACCACUGUUCCAGUUUCCACUGCUAGGUAGAGAGAGUGAGAUAGAGCUGAUAGACAAUGAAUUAAGGAGGCUGGUCAGUGGACAGGAGUACCCGGAUCAUUACAUCAUCAGCGGGGCCUCAGGGAUCGGCAAGACCCGCCUACUGGACCACUUCAUCCGCUUGGCCGAGACAAAGAAUGUCAAUGUUAUUUCCGGCGCUCUCCGACUCCAGCAUUUACACAUCUCCAAUUGUCUCAGUAACUACAUCUUCCAAGUGAUGCUUUCUUCAUCCGAGUUCUCGGAUCGCAUAGACACGGAACCGGAAAUCAUGAACGCCCUGGCUUCCCAUGACCUAGAUUCCAAACUUUAUCUUCUAAACAGUAUCCAAGGAUCAGCGUACCAAAAGCCAAAAGGAAUAACUGAGAGAGAAGGGGAUCUUCCAAAAAUUCUAAAAAUUAUCAUUGAAAAGUGCACGGCCAGACAGCCGGUGUUGGUGCUGGUGGAUGAUGCCCAGAAUGUGGACACCCUGUCCUGGAGGUUCCUGUGUUGGCUGAGGGAGAUGAGGGGGGUACUGAUCGUCCUGUCCUCUCGUCCCGCGGCGGUGGAGGUGCCCCCGUGUGACUUCGCGGAGCAAUACAUGGACAGUCCCAACGUCCGGGUGAUUGACCUCGGGGUGCUGGACACCCGUCACUUACCGGCGCUGGCCUGUCAGAUCAUGGAUGUGGUCAGGAUUCCGUCUGAACUCGAGGCAAUGUUACGUGAGCGGACACAAGGAGUCCCAUACUGGUGUGAGCAACUAUUAAUAGAUAUGACGGAGAAGAAACAGCUGAUUGUGACGUAUGAUGACGGGUCGUCCACGAUGAGGGAAAACACCAUAGCCCCCAAUGCAGCACAGCUGAAGAAGGUCUUCUCUGACCACAGCUUGGAGGAUGUAUUGGAUGAAAACGACAACGAUCAGAUCGAAUACAACAGGGUCAACUCAUCAUUCAGGGUGCAGGAUGAAGAGGUUAACAGACAGAAUCAGCCAACACCGGGAAUGUUGCUGGGUUAUUGCUUGACCUCCAUCAAAAAUAAUAAACCAAAAGUGAAAGUUGCAAUGUUUUCCCCUUUUGUCAACCCAAAGGAUAUAGAGGUCCCGCUUAUCAUGAAAGAGCUAAUCAUUGCCCGCCUCGACUCCAUGAGGGCAUCGGAACAACUAAUUGUGAAAUGUGCUGCUGUGUUGGGACAAACGUUCCCAAGAGAUAUGAUAGAAUACAUCUUACCAAAAGUACAGCGUGUCAAAGCUCGGAAGUCGUUCAAGCGCCUCAAGCAGAUUGGUAUCUUCGAGUGUGCCAAUAUUCCGACCGGCCGCGCGGCGCUACUGUUAAAAUCAAAUGGUUUGCACCCAGAAGCUUGUUUCUGUCCGAAGAUGGAGGACGAUUAUAAUGCAGAUCUUUGUAAUGUUAUGCGAUUCAAGAAUAACUUGUUACAGCAGACAGCGUAUAACAUUUUAAUGGAAAGCCAGAGAUUAGAUCUGCAUAAUAAAACUGUUGAAUAUCUCGAAAAUCAGGCCGAUGAGAUUCGAAAGAGAAUUCCGUACUACCUCCUCUACCGAAAGCCAAAAGACAGUCUGGACAAUAAGCAAGCAAGACGCCAUUCUCUUUUCUUUAGGAGAACCAGUAAAGUCUGUGCAGUUGACUUGGAUGAUAAGGAUCAAAACAUUCCGAGAAUGAGAAGACGGGGAGGCCUAUGUGUUCCGAAAGAGGACAUAGACCCAUUGAUAAAAGCAGUUUGCCAGUUGGACGACGGUCAUCAGAAGAUUGGUGAGCUUGUGAAGAUAUUAAUCCCUCUGUACCAAGAGAUGGCACGGCACAUGCGCGCUGCUAAGGAUUCGCAACUAGUGGUAGAAGUGCUUCUCGAACACGCAGCUGCUGUCAUACUGCUCAAAGAUGCGGAGAAAGCAAAGGAGAUCAUGGAUACUGUAGAUGAAUUAUUGCAAGAGAUAAGCGAUAAGAAAUUUACCAAUGAUGUCUCCCGGCUGUCCAAAAUUGCCCGAAUUCGUGGGAAGAUUUCCUAUUAUUCUGGAGAUUUAGAAGGGGCCCAAAGAUGGCUGCGACACGCCGCGAAGCUGUUGGGAAUCCAUCAACCCAUCACUGCUGUAAAAAUAUGGUGGUCUACAGUCCGAGCCGUGAUACGUUUACGGGCUCUCCGUAAUUCUCCCCUUACUAGAAGGCUCGCCACAGAUAAAACAUUGGAGCAGGGUUACUGCCUGUCGGAUUUACAGUGGCUGUAUAGGGAGACCGGAAACACCAGUCUAGCGUUCCUGACGACCAUUCAACAGAUGACAAAGGUCACAGGGAGAACGUGUCAUCUUCAUCAGGUUGUGGAAUCGUAUUCUGCACUUAUGAAAUUCUGCAAAAUUGAACACACGAAGAACAAACUAAAGGCAGAGUUGUUUGAAAUUUGUGCAUCGAGACACAAGGAAUUGAGUCCAAGUGAUCUGAUCAUGUUGGCAAGCAUGUAUACAGAUAUGGCAAUCAACCAUCUUAACUCGGGGAACCUGAAAAAAGCCCUCUCAUCCAGUACGGGAGCAUACGAGGUCUGUGACAGGUUGAACAAUCAGGAUAUUGGACUGGUGGUCUCCCCUGUGUUGGCUUGCUGUCUGAUACUUACCCUUAGAAAUGAUCAAUUUUCCGAGUUCCUACAGAGGCUGCGAUCGUUUAUCUGUUACUCAGACGGUAGGAUUCUCCGGGCCUGGUACUACACAUUCUGUAUGGAAAGGAUACUCAACGGAGAUUACCCACUACAGUCCGUACAGUGUUGUCUGGACUUCGUCACUAAUUACCUCCGAUCGCUUGAUGCCGUCACUAAUGAAUAUGUCCCCCGUCUCUUUCUUGCCAUGACAAUCGCUGUCUGGUUCUCACGGAAAGGCCGAUGGUCAUCCGCGCAAGUUUGGUUCGAUUAUUCGGAAUUGUUUGAAACAAGAAUUGUGUCCUUUCUCUCUCUUUACGCUUUGUCACGUAAAAUUGAAGUCAUGCUGCUUUCUCUGAAUACGUGCAGAGUGACAAAAUCCCAUAGCGCAUUGGAUCAAAUGAAGAGACAAAUUACCAGGGAUCUAAGGAGGCUUUAUAUCGGUUGCCACAAAAUUACAUCAAUGUUACCACGAUACUAUCACCUUAAGGCAUAUUAUUGUAUGCUGAAGAAAUCCAAAUGUCUCGCAAAGUGGUAUUUGAAGAAAGCUAGGAAGGUUGCUGAGAAACAUGGCAACUUGUUUGAAUUGGCUUGGGUGGAAAGACACCGUCGAGUGUGGAUAGAGAAGGUGGAUUUAUCUGAUCAAUGGACGGAUGUUAGUGAGACAACACAAUGCUGCUGGACACCGAGGCCAAAGGGGCCUCACCUUUAUACCUGGCCCAUAGUACCCCGGACUGUCAACAGAGAGAUGGAGUCAAUGCAGCAACAACCCGAUAAUUCAAUUACUUGAUCACAUACGUAUUUAACAUAUGUGAUGCAAAGCGUCCUGGUAAUUGUAUACAUGU